GGAAAAUUCCUCUUUGCGUACUAUUUCACAAUGGCGCUUCUUGAUGCCACUAAUUUUCUUUCAGUAUUUUGUCUCUGCUUUUUUGUGCUGAGCGUUUUAGAGUCUUCGUAUGAAAUGAAUAACACGGUGAAAGUAUACAGCACAACGAUUUUCAUGAAUAGUACUUUUUCUAACAAGGUAAAUCCGACACAGCAAACUACACCGAAUACAAGAAAUGAUUCAGAUAUUCACGGAGAACUUGAGUCUCGCAGAAAGAUAUUUGAGAAUAUUUUACAAACAUUGCAAGUCGAUGGCGAAAUGAAAGUUGAGAAUCUUGAAAGUCUAUUACAGAAACUGGGAAUGAAAAAUUGUUCAAAAGCAAGCCCAUUCAAGUGUGUAUCAUUGCAGUCUUUGAAAAACAUCCACAGUUUGGAAGAAGAUGUUGUCAUCAAAGAAAGUGUUUUUUCUCAGAUUUCAACAACGAUUAUAAUUUCUUUGACUUUGCCCAAGUCAAAAACAAUUUUCACAAGAGAAUUUGAUGCUUACGAAGAAAUAAAGAAAAAAUAUUCCACAAGUGCAAUAUGUGAACAAAUUGUUGAUCAAAUGCUGUACGAUUUAAAUAGAACACUUGGAAUUAAGCUCGAGCGAGAGAAGUGUUUUUCAGCAGCUGAUUUGCUAGUUGACCUGAAUCUUCCUAUUAAUGGUAAUAUUAAAAAGAAAAUGGUCCCAAAACUACACAUGGCAAUCAUCUCCAAACUUCUUCAAAAACAAUGUAUCAAAAUAAAAUACGAAAAUCCAUUACCUUGUACUUCGUAUUUUGCGAUCAAUCUUUUUCAAGAGUACGCUCAUAAUAACGUUAUUUACAAAGAAAGCGUUCAAGAGCUAAUGAAGAACUUAAAACUUGGUCGGCAGCUCAAGAAUGAAAAUUACUUGCAAGAAGAGUUAUCGGAAAACAAGUUUGCUAGGCGCAAAAGAAGACGUUCUUCAAAUCUACGCAAAAAUCAGCAUGGAAAUUUCUCCAAUGUCUAUGAAAAAUGUUACUCUGUUGACGAGCUUUUCUCAAUAUAUCACGUGAAUAAACACGAUGGCUUCAAUAUUAAACGUUUUGAAAGUUUAUCAAUAGCUCUUAUCGAUCAAAUCGAAAGUAAUGUGUGCGUUGAUGAACACAAUGAUAAAGACGUAGGCAAUGAUGAAAACAACUACGAUAAAGAAACAAAAACUCCCAAUGUGGCAGUUUCAGUAUGGGGAUUUGGAGUUGCUGCUGCUUCGAUUGUCAGUCUCAUAUCCGUUUUAAUGAUCAUACCACUGCUACAUACGUCAUUCUACAAAAAAUCUCUCGUGUUUCUCAUUGCUUUGGCUGUGGGUACCUUGGUUGGCGAUGCAUUGUUUCAUCUGCUUCCACGAGCAACAGGCUUCAGUUAUAUUGGAACUGAUAAAGAUCACUUUUGGAGAUUUUUUUCAGUUCUUGGUGGAAUUUAUGGUUUUUUUAUUUUUGAAACAACAGUCCAUCUUGUUUUGCGACAAAAACGCACGAUACAGAUUACAAGUAAAAAGCAAGAAUGCAUCGACAAAAAUUUGGCGACAAAAACAGAUGAAAAGAAUGGAAAGAAGAUGGACAAUCCGAUAUUCAUCAUUUCCAACAAGAUGAAUGAAAAAGAAGAAUCUGCUGUGGCAAUGAACGGUCAUAAAUUUGAAAUUGAAGAUGAUAUUGAUGAUGAAAAGCACAUUGCACCAAUGGCUUGGACAGUUAUUAUGGGUGAUACUUUGCACAACAUUGCUGAUGGGAUUGCUAUUGGUGUUGCCUUUAGUGAUAAUAUUGCAGGGGGGAUUAGCACAUCCAUUGCUGUAUUAUGUCAUGAAGUUCCACAUGAGCUAGGUGACUUUGUUGUGUUGCUCUCGGCGGGAAUGAGUGUUCGACAAGCUGUUGUUGCCAACUUUUUGUCAUCGUGUUUCUGUUUUAUGGGUCUUGUACUUGGAAAGAAAAUUGCUGAGAUUGAAGAUGCUAAUUUGUGGAUACUCGGCGUUACUGGAGGAUUUUUCUUGUACAUUGCUCUUACAAACAAAUUACCUGAGUUGAUGCACGUGACUGAAGAAAGUGACCAAUCAAAGAUCACCUUAUUUCUUCUACAGAAUACUGGAGUUAUAAUUGGCUUUGUCUGCAUGUUCUUCUUGGCUUAUUACAAAAAGGAAAUAAAUAUUUAGCUAUAGUUAUUGCACUUGACUGCACAAUUACUUUCAUUGCUUUGCUGGACAAUGUUUAAAUACAUAAUCUUUUCGUGGCUUUAGCUGUAUGUUAACAAUGAAUAACGAUAACUUAGUAAUAAAUAAACAACGACAAAAUGGA
Xenia sp. Carnegie-2017 is the source of this 2323-nucleotide messenger RNA. Its product is annotated as metal cation symporter ZIP14-like. Gene Ontology annotation, cellular component: membrane. The record is from RefSeq and is a predicted model, not a curated record. The coding region runs from base 31 to 2181 and encodes 716 amino acids. NCBI's taxonomy places the organism in Eukaryota, Metazoa, Cnidaria, Anthozoa, Malacalcyonacea, Xeniidae. Gene Ontology annotation, biological process: zinc ion import across plasma membrane; intracellular zinc ion homeostasis. The transcript is spliced from 10 exons. Gene Ontology annotation, molecular function: zinc ion transmembrane transporter activity.